Messenger RNA from Beta vulgaris subsp. vulgaris (sugar beet), 2703 nucleotides. RefSeq names its product methylmalonate-semialdehyde dehydrogenase [acylating], mitochondrial. Lineage: Eukaryota; Viridiplantae; Streptophyta; Magnoliopsida; Caryophyllales; Amaranthaceae. Gene Ontology annotation, molecular function: methylmalonate-semialdehyde dehydrogenase (acylating, NAD+) activity; malonate-semialdehyde dehydrogenase (acetylating, [NAD(P)+]) activity. Gene Ontology annotation, biological process: thymine catabolic process; L-valine catabolic process. The transcript is spliced from 20 exons. Gene Ontology annotation, cellular component: mitochondrion. The record is from RefSeq and is a predicted model, not a curated record. The coding region runs from base 353 to 2539 and encodes 728 amino acids.
UAGGUCGGUAACACCGUAACAGUAAGACUUGAACCCAAAUUUACAAGUCCACCGAAAAUCCAUAAACGUGGGAUGUGAACCCGUAAUUUCAUUUCGGAGUUUCCAUUACAUAAACGAAAACACAACACACGAAACAAAGAAAAGUUUGAUUUUUACGCAGAAAGAACACUCCACAAUAUUAGGAAAACUUCGUCUGCUUAAAUUAACGAAGAAUUUAGCGCAACAAUGGUGGAAUUUCUUUUGCAUGUAUGAUAUAAUUAUGGUAAUCAUGGGAGCGUUUUUCUAAUGGUGUGACAAAUCUCAGUUUCAACUUCAGUUAUACAAUUUUAUAGGUCUUUGCUGCACAACUUUCAUGAUGGAUUCUCAAAUUUCACUACCAGUCGAACCUCUGCAAAUGCUGCCUCCACCACCUGGAGAAUUUGCAAGUCGUGACCAACUAAUUGAGCAUGUUGGGAAUUUUGCAAUCUCACAAGGAUAUGUCGUUAUCAUUAAGAAAACCAAAAAAGAUAAACAAGUGGUACUUGCUUGUGAUAGGGGUGGUGUUAAUAGAACUAGGCCUAAAACUUCUGAGACAGAUUCUGUAGAAUUUAAUCGGAAGCGAAAAACUGCUUCCCGACAUAUCAACUGUCCUUUUGAACUCUCAGGUAAAAAUGAUGAUGGAGUGUGGUAUCUAACUGUAAAAGAUGGAGCUCAUAAUCAUGAACCUUUGAAGGACAUUAAAGAGCACCCAGCUGCUCGUCGAUUCACUGAGAAUGAGGUCUUACAGAUCAAAGAGAUGACAGAAGCUGGUCUUAAGCCACGUCAGAUUCUAAAAAGACUGAGACAGAGCAAUCCAGAACUUUUAUCUACACCAAAGCAUCUUUACAAUGUCAAAACUAAGCUAAGACAAGGGAAUCUUACAGUUAGAAAUUACAAGUCUUUCAGGCCUCAAAAAGCGUCAGUUGGAAGUUCUCAGCUUCCUGGCGACGUAAGCGCUACCGAGCCAUCUUGGAGACAGAGAUUCACUAGGAUCCCUAAUUUCAUUGGAGGCCAAUUUGUAGAGUCACAGUCAACUGCAACAGUCGAUAUUUUGAAUCCAGCUAUCCAGAGAGUUGUAUCUGUACUUUCUUUAACAACCAUUGAAGAACUUAAAGCUGCAGUAUCUGCUGCGAAAUGGGCAUUUCCUUCGUGGAGAAAUACACCAGUCACCUCACGAAAACAUAUAAUGUUGAAACUUCGAGAACUUAUACAGAGGGACAUGGAUAAACUUGCUGCUGCUAUCACAUCUGAAGGGGGCAAGACACUCAAGGCUGCCUAUAGUGAUGUGUAUUAUGGCCUUGAGGCUUUGGAGUAUGCUUGUGGAAUGGCAACUCCACAAAUGGGUAAAUUUGUUUCAAAUGAAUGCAAUGGGCUAGAUGUUUAUAGCAUUAGAGAGCCUCUUGGUGUUUGUGCUGGAAUUUGCCUUGCCAACUUUCCUGCCAUAAUUGCUUUAUGGAUGUUUCCCGUGGCAGUUAUGUGUGGUAACACUUUCAUUUUGAAAUCUUCAAUGAAGGAUCCAGGCGUGUCUAUGAUCCUUGCGGAGUUAGCUUCAGAAGCUGGUUUGCCUAAUGGUGUCCUGAAUAUAGUCCAUGGCACUGAUGAAAUUGUGAGUGCUAUUUGUGAUGAUGAUGAUGUUAGAGCUGUAACAGUUGCUGCUUCCAAAGCAUAUGGCAUGCAUGUACACUCGAGAGCAUCGGUUAAAGGGAAGCGUGUUCAGUCCUAUACAGAAGGGAGAAGUCAUAUGAUUGUCAUGCCUGAUGCAAAUAUAGAUGCUACCAUAAACUCCCUUGUUUAUGUGGCUUUUAGAUCUGAAGGAGAAAGGUGCUUUGCACUUAAUACAGUUAUAUUUGUUGGAGAAUCAAAGCCAUGGGAAAGCAAAUUGGUAGAACGGGCAAAGGUGCUUAAUGUAAAUGCUGGAACUGAACCAGAUACAGAUAUCGGUCCAGUGAUGACUAAACAGGAAAAGGACAACAUAUGCAAAUUGGUACAAAGUGCGAUUGAAAGGGGUGCCCGACUCAUUCUUGAUGGCAGAAAUAUCCUGGUGUCUGAAAAUCAACAGGGUAAUUUUAUCGGGCCAACUAUUGUAUGCGAUGUCACAGUUGACAUGGAAUGCUUCAGGGAGAAGAUCUAUGGGCCAGUUCUUCUGUGCAUGCAGGCUAAGAGUCUAGAAGAGGCUAUUACCAUUAUCAAUGAAUGCAGACACUGUAAUGGAGCAUCUAUAUAUACCACAUCUGGGGUUUCUGCUAAGAAGUUCCAAACACUAAUUGAAGCUGGACAGGUUGGCAUCAACGUUCCUGUUUCAGUUCCUAUGCCCUUCAUCUCAUCUUGUGACCUAGGAGGUCCUUUUGCAGGACAAACUGGAGCUGAUUUCUAUACUAAAAUUAAAACAGUAAGACAACAGUGGAACGAAUUCCCAAUAGGUGACGAAGCAAAUGUACCUAUGCUAGCUUCUCCAACUCUAGAGCAAAUGUUUUCAAGUGAAGAGGGUCUAAUGUCUGACUUAAGAAUAGAGGGUAUUUGAAUGUUGUCAAGUUAUUCAUAAUGCAAGCAGCAAGCUUUGAUUAAUGCUUCGUGCCAAUUGAUAAAUUUUGUUGCGUCAUUGAGGCUGAACCCUAACAUCUUUGAAUGUACAACACUUCUAUUUUCUCCCUGAAACAUUAGUAUAAAUUAAGUACUAUUCUGAAA